CUCGCGAUUGUCACGGAGUGUUCUAGAACUGCAUUUAUCCACGCUGUAGCACAGCAACCAAACAUAACGCCACUGUUGACCGAGGAUACGCACGGAUCUCUCGAGCUCCGCGUUUUGUCAAAGUAAAUUUGCAUGUUUCGUAUUGAAAAAUGGGGGUUCUCGACAUGGCGGCGUCAGCGUUCCUUUCAGUGGUACACGUGCUUUCAUUGCUCAGGCCUGGCGGUAAAAGACAGACAGGCGGGACAAAACUCAGCGUAACUGUCCACGAGGGCAAAGUCGGUCGCAAGAGUCAGGGCAAGUAUCUAGUGACAAUGCGCCAUGGCAAGGUAAAGAUGCAAACCGCUAAGAAAAAGUCGGAUGCAUUGAUCUGGGAGCAGUCUACGGAGUUCGUGCCAUGGUCGCCAACAGACCAACUGGUUCUGAAACUUCGUAAGGCGAAGCGCUGCAAAGACACCACAGUGGGUGAGCUCUCCAUCGAUGUUGCAGCCGCACUAGAGUCAGCGGACGGUUUACCACAGAAGUGGUGGUACAUCAUGGACCGACCCAGCAAAGGCGGGCGGAGGAAUGAGGAAGUGUUCUUACAAGUGUCCGUUACUCUCGACGGCGCGGAGGUGAAAAGCCAGCCUACACAGAACCAAGUCCAAGCCAAGCCUCCAGAGGGAAUCGUUGAGGUAUUCCCACAAGGGAAACCAGAGACUUUGUCGGAGCUGCAGAAUCACCAGGGCAAAGCACUGGCCAUGGCAGUUUCCCAGGAAACACAUUUGGACACAUCCCCAGACAACAGCGCUAAGGACAGCAAACCAUCAUCCGUCGCAGGUCACAUCGCAGACGUCAAACAAGACUCUUCAGACACAGCCUCAACUUCAGACACAGCCUCAACUUCAGACAAAGCCUCAACUUCAGACAAAGCCUCAACUUCAGCCACAGCCGACGAGUUUGCUGUUAACGAAGACAGGGACGUCCCACCAAACGACGCGCACCGUUCCUCUGGUAACACGGACGUGACGCCCCUUCAAGUGUCCCGUGCUGCCGAUGGUCCGGAGAGGGAGAGGGAGCUACUAAAGGGUCAAGACCAAGCCAAGACUUCUGAGGGGACAGUCAAGACGGAGCUACAAGAGAAACCAGAGCUGGAGAAUGACAAGAUCGAUGUUUCCCAGGAAAAAGAGCCGGACGCACCAUCGGACAACAGCGGCAAGGACAGCUCACCGCCAGCCACUGCCGGCGACGCCGCAGACGUCAAAGCAGCGUCUUCGGCAUCCGGCCUACCAGUCACAGCUCCAGAUACAGCAGACAAACGCCCUGCUGCCGGAGAAGGCGAUUUCCCAGAGCACUAUCCUCCAGUUGGCGGUGGAGAAGAGAUGGAAGCACCCGACAACAGCGGCGCGGAUACAGACAGUCAGAUGACAACGUCUACUGAAGGAGGAGUGUCUCUUACAACAACCACCACAUCGCCGAAACACAAGGACGCAGAAGAUGCUCAGUACCAAGAAGUCAUGUCGUCAGUCGACAAGCUGGGGGCAGAGCUCUGUCUUGAGAGAGACUAUGCGGAAAAGCUUCUCGCUCAUGCCGACUCCCUUCGAUCCAGACUCGCCACUACCGCACCGCAUGUUCUCCAGUACCCAGUUAUCAAGAACAUUAUCGCUGCCGUGCCCCAUCGCACAUCUUACAAGUUACCCGACACACAUGGGCUAAGUUUGGAGGAGCUGCAAGACAUCCAGAAGACCCUAACCAAGUCGGUACAAGAUGAGAAGGAACGCGCGACCUACAUCAAGCUCUGGUACUGGGAAGAACUGGUCCGCGUGGCUCUGAAAGAAGCGCCUGGAGUAUUUGGACCAGAGGACUGA
This is a messenger RNA of Branchiostoma floridae (Florida lancelet), 1844 nucleotides long. RefSeq lists its product as uncharacterized. NCBI's taxonomy places the organism in Eukaryota, Metazoa, Chordata, Leptocardii, Amphioxiformes, Branchiostomatidae. Gene Ontology annotation, molecular function: transcription coactivator activity. The record is from RefSeq and is a predicted model, not a curated record. Gene Ontology annotation, biological process: positive regulation of transcription of Notch receptor target. The transcript is spliced from 3 exons. The coding region runs from base 150 to 1844 and encodes 564 amino acids.